AUGCGUCGGGCAGCUAUCCAAGCCUGUCGAACGCUCCGCCGCCCGGCCCUUCGUAAAUUCGCUCGUGCGCGGCCUGGCACCUCCGUUGGCUCCAGCCAUGUACUAGGUGCUCGAGCAUUCUCAUCGCGGACUGGGCGUGCAUCAUCCCAGGUAUUACACUCCUCAAUGCAUCUACGGAGCUUUGGAUACGCGCUGGUAUCGACCGCUGUCGCCACGGGCGCCUACUACGCUCUCCAGGGAGACUCGGACAAUCCUGUUGACGGGGCCUCUCCCAAGUCUUCCGCCUCAGUUUCCGGCGGGCAAACUAGAGGCCUGACCUCGUCCAGUGUAGUUAGCACUGCAAACCCAGAGGGGCCAUCGGCGGACCAGUUGACCGAGUCCACCCGUCGUGUCUUGGUCGCCACGCCCGACAGUAUCUUCAGUGGUACCAUACGCGGCGACGCGCCCAUUGCAAAAGACACCGACGACUACGGACGCAAAGUCCUCGAGAUGCUGACCCCAGAGCAGGCUACAUCAAAGCUGAGGAGGAAUGAAGAGUCCUGGCUCGUGGGCAGGGGCAAAGGUGUCGUUCGCUACGAUAUCGUGCAGAUACCCAGCAAUGACCCAAUCGAGGACGAUCACGCGGAGAAGAUCAUCGAAGUUCCGCAGAGCGUAGCUUCGACAGAGGAUGGAUCUGCGAACAGCGACUGGAUGUUCUGGGGUGUCUUUGAUGGCCACAGCGGUUGGAUCACUUCUGCCAAACUCCGUAAUUCGCUCAUUUCCUUCGUUGCUCGUGAGCUCAACUCUACGUACAAAUCUGCCGUCGCCGACCCCGCGGUCAAGCUCCCCACGUCCGAGUCCAUCGACAAAGCCAUUAAGGCCGGUUUCCUUCGUCUGGAUAAUGAAAUCGUAAACGAAUCGGUUCAGAAAGUCAUGAAAGCACAGUCAAAGCGUGUUGCUGCAGAGUUACUGGCUCCCGCGUUGGCUGGAUCUUGCGGUCUGCUUUCGUUCUACGACAGCAACUCCAAGCUUCUCCGGGUCGCAUGCACCGGUGAUUCACGUGCCGUGCUUGGCAGAAGGACAUCAAGCGGGAACUGGUCCGCCACUGCCCUUUCGACCGAUCAGACGGGCAGCAACGAGGAAGAAGCGGCACGUCUCCGCAAGGAGCACCCUGAUGAACCGUAUGUGACCAGAAACGGUCGCAUUCUCGGCGGCCUGGAACCCUCUAGAGCCUUUGGCGAUGCCGUCUACAAGUGGAGCAUAGAGACACAGAAGAAAAUCAAAGAGAUUUACUUUGGCCGUACUCCUCCAGCCCUUCUCAAGACUCCUCCUUACGUUACCGCCGAGCCCAUCGUCACGACUACUAAGGUCGAGCCCCAAAAGGGCGACUUUGUCGUCAUGGCUACCGACGGACUAUGGGAAAUGCUUACGAACGAAGAGGUUGUCGGGUUGGUGGGUCAAUGGUUGGAUGCUCAGGCUGAAGCCAAGAAGGGUCAAAGCACUGCCAACGCCUGGUUAAAGGGCUGGUUCGGCCAACAGAAGGGCCUGCCAAUCGAGAAGAAUGGUGCCAGUGUUGACCAGAGCGGCCAGAGGGCGCCCAUCAGACAACAGCAGUGGGGCGUCACCGCAAAGGAGAACGAGAGGUUUGUGGUGGAAGAUAAGAAUGUUGCCACGCAUCUGGUGCGCAAUGCGCUUGGCGGCAAAGACCAAGAUCAGCUUUGCGCGCUGCUGACGCUGCCAAGCCCUUACUCGAGACGGUACAGGGAUGAUCUCACGGUCCAAGUCAUUUUCUUCGGCGAAGGAGAGAACACCGGCGCAGUCACGCUCAACCGUGAAGCCAGCGCCCACAGCGAAGUGAAGUCCAAGCUGUAG
This is a messenger RNA of Aplosporella prunicola CBS 121167, 1851 nucleotides long. RefSeq lists its product as uncharacterized. The coding region runs from base 1 to 1851 and encodes 616 amino acids. NCBI's taxonomy places the organism in Eukaryota, Fungi, Ascomycota, Dothideomycetes, Botryosphaeriales, Aplosporellaceae. The transcript is spliced from 3 exons. Gene Ontology annotation, molecular function: protein serine/threonine phosphatase activity. Gene Ontology annotation, biological process: protein dephosphorylation. The record is from RefSeq and is a predicted model, not a curated record.